This is a messenger RNA of Actinia tenebrosa (Australian red waratah sea anemone), 4042 nucleotides long. RefSeq names its product dual 3',5'-cyclic-AMP and -GMP phosphodiesterase 11. Gene Ontology annotation, biological process: signal transduction. The record is from RefSeq and is a predicted model, not a curated record. Gene Ontology annotation, molecular function: protein binding; 3',5'-cyclic-nucleotide phosphodiesterase activity. Lineage: Eukaryota; Metazoa; Cnidaria; Anthozoa; Actiniaria; Actiniidae.
GGUAAGCCAAUCGAGUGUGYGCGAGGAGCUGUCAAUCAAGUUAAACAAUUGGUUGUCAGGUUGAGCAGUAUGUUCGGUAUCAACAGUACUCGAUCAUCCAGCCAGUAGAGUGUGUGUGAAUCAUCAUGCUGGUCAUUUGAAGGCUUACUUACUCUACCAAUAUGGCGAAUUGCUGUACUAAAAACGAACAGUCGGAUAAUUUAACGAUAAACUUAGAGGGAGAUAAUACUGGGCAUCUAAUAGAAACCUGGUUGGAUGAGCAUCCGGAGUUCGUUCAGUCGUACUUCGCCAGGAAAGCGAAUCGUACCUUGAUUGAUUCAUGGCUUCAUUCGCGGUCUCAUGUACGGACUCCGAGUGGAACUCCGCCGCCUUCGGGGAGUUCUACACCAGCAAGAAAGAUUUCAGCUUCAGAAUUCGAAGGGAGAGGAAUUCUGAAACCAAUAAUAAGUCUUGUCGAUGGACAACCAAGCUUUCUUUCUCCAAAUGAACCCRUAAGAACACGUUCACCUCAUAGGAACCGCAAGUCUCGCUUGGAGUUACAACAGCUCGACGAGAAAGAAGUACUCAUGGAGCUUGUAAAGGAUAUAGCAAACGAUUUAGACGUUCAAAGCCUUUGUCAUAAAAUUCUACAGAAUGUUAGUUUACUUGUAAAUGGUGAUCGAUGCUCGCUUUUUCUAGUCCAAGGCCCUAAAGAAGGGCCUCGAUAUCUGGUGUCAAAAGUAUUCGACGUUAAUGCCGAGUCUAAACUUGAAGAUGUACAGGAGCUUGAAGAAAUACGAAUACCACUAGGAACUGGAAUUGUUGGUUAUGUUGCAGAAACUGGAGAAGCAGUCAACAUUGCAAACGCAUACGAGGAUGCUAGGUUUAAUAAAGAAAUUGACAAGAAAACAGGAUAUAAAACUAGAAGUAUUUUAUGCAUGCCAAUCAAGGAUCAUGACGGAGAGGUGAUCGGAGUUGCACAGGUCAUCAACAAGACAGACAAUGACUCAAGUCAAGCUUUUACACAAGAAGAUGAAAAGAUUUUUUCCAAGUAUUUAGUUUUUUGUGGAAUAGGAAUCAAUAAUGCAGAGUUAUAUGAAAGAGCACAGUUAGAAAUCARAAGAAAUCAGGUGUUACUGGACCUGGCAAGGACGAUAUUUGAAGAGCAGACGUCAUUGCAUAAUAUUGUUCAUAAAAUCAUGAUGAUUACACAGACAUUGUUACAGUGUGAAAGAUGUUCUGUGCUACUAGUAGAUCCCACAUCAAAGACUCUGUUCUCACAGGCCUUUGAUUUAGAAGCCAAGGAUUAUGUACAAAAUGAUGUUUCUGAUAAAUCAGUGACAGUGAAACAGAGAUCCUGUAGUAACAAACGAGUUAAGUUUCCAAUCAACAUUGGUAUUACUGGAUAUGUUGCCACAACUGGACAGACAUUAAACAUACCAGAUGCAUAUGCAGAUAGUAGAUUUGAUCCCUCAAAGGUGGAUGAAGCCUCUGGUUUUAAAACCAAAACGAUACUGUGUAUGCCGAUUAAGAAUGGUUCUGGAGAGAUUAUAGGAGUUGUCCAACUGUUAAAUAAAGUGGAUGGUACAGCAUUCAAUAAAAACGAUGAGAAUUURUUUGAGGCCUUUGCAAUCUUCUGUGGUAUGGCAAUACACAGCACUGUAAUGUAUGAGAAUGUGAACAAGGCAAUGGCCAAAAGGAAGGUGGCUCUUGAGGUUUUGUCUUACCAUGCUGCCUCUCCCAUAGAAGAUGCGAUACAACUCAAAGAGCAAUCUCUUCCAAGUAUUAAUACGCUACGUCUUACAGAUUUUACAUUUGAUGACAAUAUAAUUAGUGAUGAGGAUACAUUGAAAGGUGUCCUGGCCAUGUUCACAGACCUGCAAAUAGUUCARACGUUACAUGUAGAUUAUCAGGUUCUGUGUAGAUUUGUUCUGACAGUCCGCAAGAAUUACAGACCAGUAAUGUACCACAACUGGCGACAUGCAUUCAAUGUAGCACAGACCAUGUAUGCCAUGCUGAAGAGGGAAUCCAUUGGGCCGCAUUUCUCAUAUGUUGAGCAGUUUGCCUUAAUUGUAGCAUGUUUAUGCCAUGAUCUUGAUCAUAGAGGAACAAACAACUCAUUUCAAAUCAAAAGUGCAACUCCAUUAGCCCAGCUUUAUUCCACAUCUACCAUGGAACACCACCACUUUGAUCAGUGUAUCAUGAUUCUAAAUAGUCAGGGCAAUGAUAUAUUUGGCACAUUAUCCRCUGAAGAAUACAACUCCAUCAUUAAAAUACUUGAAGCAAGCAUUAUAGCAACAGAUCUGGCUCUGUACUUCCAGAGAAGGGGUGAAUUUUUCAAGAAAGUAGAAUCCAAACAGAUCAGAUGGGAUGAGGAUACUAACAAAGAUCUCAUCAGGGCAAUGUUAAUGACAGCAUGUGACUUAUCAGCCAUCACUAAACCAUGGCUUGUCCAGAAAAGGACGGCUCAUUUGGUUGCUGAAGAAUUCUUUCAGCAAGGUGACCUGGAACAAAAAGAACUUCAUUCAACACCACCUCCAACAAUGGACAGGCGUAAGAAAGAUGAACUACCACAGAUGCAAGUUGGUUUUAUUGAUGCAGUCUGUCUACCCCUUUAUAAGGCAUUAGCUGACUUUGACAAAAGUUUAGCUCCACUAAAAGAUGGUUGUCGUGAGAACAGAAGACACUGGCAAAAGAUGGCAGAGGAUCACAAGGCCAGAGAGAUUGAUUGUGUGUGGAAGAAAAGAUAUUAAAAACAAGGGGCCAAAGGGUUGCUGUGGUACUUGAUACAUUAAUUAUUCUCGACAUGAUGACAGCCUAACUAUGGCCAUCAGAAUUUCAAGGGGUGGAUAUAUACUUUCCACUAUGUAGAUACUUGAUAGAAAUGUACAUUCCGAAGCAAGUAAUAUUGUACAGUAUACCAGUAUAUAAAUAAGUGGUCAUUAUCAUUUAUUUCCUUUUUGUCAUUUGCUUCAUCAAGCGACAUUCUAUUAUAUAUUAUUCUUUUCCUUGACUCAUAUGCUGCCAGGAUAAUAGAGCUGAGUAAAGGCCUGAUUUAAAGGUUUGCAAAAUGUGCUGUAUAUAAGUGGCUAUAUACCAUGCCUCAAGUGGGCUAGCAAGCAUUUCUAAGAGGGGGUUCCGAUUCUCGAAAUGUUGAAAAAUGUUAUUGCCAUGUAGUGUGUGCAUGCAAAAUAUCCAUAUUCUAAUGCAAUUUGUUUUCAACCCAUAACUUAUAAAAGGUGUUGCUUAUACCUGGAGUCAUCAGACCAUGUACGGCAUGAAUGUACGGCAUGAAUGUUUAUGCUUCUCGGCUUAAAUCAUGCAUUGAGUAUGCACUUAUAUUUGGAGGAUAAACUAUUAAAGAAGUCAAUGAUGAGAGACCUAGCUGUUACCUUGGAAACAAGUCAUUGAUAUUGAUAAUGUUCUGGUGGUGUAACGGUUGUAAAUGAGAAUGCAUAUAUACUCAUUAUAUUCCCAUAGAUUGCCAUGGUGAUGCUUGUUGUUACAGACAUAUAUCACUAAAAAAAGGAAUAUCAUAAAACGACAUAUCAUUACUUUACCAAAACAAGAAUUUAGUAAUAUAUCAUUACUGUACAUUAUAUUAUAUUCACCCAUCGCUGGGAUGGUAAACUUUUUAAGCAUUUUCUUUUCUGUGUUUGUAAACCUGUUCAAAAUCUAGCCAUUAAAAUUAACACAAGAUGAUUCAAGUCACUCCGUCUGUGAUCUUGAGAAAUACUCCAGCAUGUCRGAGGUUCUUGAGUUAAGUUUAGAGCUUGCUCAGAACUGCAAACUUUAGGUGUAUCAACUCUGAACUUUCCCAAAGUCCGCCUUACUCUGUAUAACUUUGUUGAAAUAGAAACACUCUCAUGGGAUACAAGAGAGGUUAACUCAGGGCAAGUCUACUCUGGCAGCUAUAAACUUGGAGAAAAUAAAUAUCUUCAGGAACUAUAGGUGUGAACAAUACCAGAACCAAUCUAUUAACUAUUCUAACCUUAUUGAAUACUGACCACCAGCUAUGUGAUUUUUAGACUCAAAACAAAUAAAAGACUGUUUCAUUUUAAGA